AUGUUUCGAUUGAUUCUAGCAAUCAUUCCAUUAUUCGCGUAUGUUUUAGCAGAGCCGUACGUGUGCAGUCAACUCCAAACUUACGAUUAUGUUGUAAAUAAGACAAUUUAUUAUCCAUCGACAUGGAACAAUACUGAUUCUUGGAGUCCGCAGUUCGCUGCUGGCCAAAAAUGCGAGUUUGUGAUCAAUAUUCCAGAAUCUCAAUAUGCUAUGAUUAACAUUUACGCAAAUAUGACCAAUUCGACUUUGAGUGUCGUUGAUUCCAUUGGAAAUGUUGAUAUAGUCAAAGUUUCCAAAGGAAUUCCGUUUUUCAUGAUUGCUCCAUCGUGUAGGCUUCUGCUAGAUGCUCAAUCUGUUGAGUCGUUUGCAUUCGCUCUUCAAUAUUACCCGGUCCCCGCCUUUACGCCUAACAGUUAUACGGUCAAGGCUGGCGCCGAUGCUCUCGUCUUUCAAGAUAAGGACGCAGACAAUGGAGUUGUGAUUACUGCUGACUCACGAGUGUCGAUUGUCACGUUCGAUGUUGAUUAUUUUUUUGCCGGGCUUGAGCCACUUUUGCGAACUACAGUUAUUUUCGACGGGCCUGAUAUGAACUCGAAAUUUUUGGGAAAUUUGUAUCAAGCCUACAUGUCUCAGCAUCAGUUGGUCUCAUCUGGAAAACAACUAACAGUUUUCACAUUGUUUCCAGAUGUUAAAACUAUUGUUGGAACAUUCUCCGGUAUUAAAUGUUAUACUAACAUCAUCUGUCCCUUUAGAGUGGAUGCUGCUGAUGGUCCAUCGGUGGCUUUGAGCUAUUCACCAGCCGAUUAUCUGACGAAAGUCAACAUGUCGCAGACCACUUCAAAAUUGUCAGUUUUUGAUCGCGCUUUUGUUCCAAAGAAUAAACUCGUUGAAUAUUCAUCAUCUGACUUCAAUCACAGCCUUCCACAAAAAUUUGCUGGAAAUUUGAGAUACUACUAUCUUGACAAAGGAAGUGCGAUAAUUGAUUUAUCUCGAUCUGCAAUCGAUUCGAAGUGGUCGAAAACAAGAGAUGGUCGAAAAGGAUUCAUCACAUCCAAUAACUACGGAUUAUCGAAAUCUAAUCAAACAAUGAAUGAAUUAUUUGAAGGAAGUAAGUAUAAAUACGAAUUCACACUGAAUAUUAAAUCUGGAGCAAAUGGGUUGAAUGGAAGUGCAGAGAUGACGGUGAUCGUGAUCGGAGAAAAUAAUGCGGAAUCUAAAACAAAAUACUCAAAAGCGAAUUUGCCGACGAAUCCAAUAGUCGUCGAUGGUUAUGAGCUAGGUGUGACGUAUGAUUCGAAAUCGGAAAUAUCAAACGGAAUUUUUGUGGAUUUCACGAUGAAACAAAUCAAUUCAGCUAGGAUAUAUGGACUUGCGGGCACUAUUAUGAUGGUGAUUUAUCAGCUGUUUUAA
This is a messenger RNA of Caenorhabditis bovis, 1410 nucleotides long. The record is from the annotation of a GenBank genome assembly. Lineage: Eukaryota; Metazoa; Nematoda; Chromadorea; Rhabditida; Rhabditidae.